Anopheles arabiensis is the source of this 9136-nucleotide messenger RNA. RefSeq names its product octopamine receptor beta-3R-like. Gene Ontology annotation, biological process: adenylate cyclase-activating adrenergic receptor signaling pathway. Gene Ontology annotation, cellular component: membrane. The record is from RefSeq and is a predicted model, not a curated record. Bases 1595 to 5320 code for a protein of 1241 amino acids. The transcript is spliced from 10 exons. Lineage: Eukaryota; Metazoa; Arthropoda; Insecta; Diptera; Culicidae. Gene Ontology annotation, molecular function: octopamine receptor activity.
UGCCGAACGGAACAGUCGGUCCGUCCCUCGCCAGCUUUGAAGCGCAAGUGCGCAACGGCUCCGCAUCCGGGUUUCCGCAACAGCAACUGCGGGCAGCCUGCUGAGCUUGCGAGCAGCUGUAUGCGUCGCAUUAUUGGUAUGUGAGUGUGUGUGUGUGUGUGUGUAUAUACGUUGUGUUGUUGUUCCAGUUUCUACCGGUGAUGGCACACUUUUACUAAAAUCCAUACCAUAUAGUGCCGCGGAGUGAAAGGUGCGCACGCUUUUACAGUAACUGUGUCAAGUGAGACGGAGCACGUGCGACGGGGUGGCGGAUGGAAUGAGAUGCAGCAUACCGAAGGCUCGCGUGCGGUGGCUGUGUCUGUGUGUAGUGUGCGAAUCCAGGAUAUUAGGGAAGUAGGAAAUCGUGUGGAUCCAGCUUCGUUCUCCCAGGCAGGGCAUUCCAUUCGCUGGCAGCAUUAGGUCAUCCGCGAUAGUAGCAGCCGAAUGUGUGUGUCCGUCCAACGGUAACGGCUAGCGUGUACACUUGCUGCCGUUGGUAGUGGUGGUAGUGGUGAUAAUAGCGUACCGAUUGUGAACCGAUCCGAUUGGAAAACUAAUCACAAGCCAUCCGUGCAGCAAAAACCCAAACUUCGAUUACCAAAUUCUUCAAAAAUUUCAAGUGCAGUGUAAAGUGUGUUUGCAUACUUCCCCAAUUCACUUAACUGAAGUGUAAACAAAAGUUUUAAGUUAAUGUUUUAAGUAGCAAUUAAAUAUGUUUUAAUUAAGAGCGAGGAUACCUUUUCCGUUAAUUACAAAGUUUUUCAGGAAAAAAAAAACAUUUAAAUCUACCACAGUUUCAUGCAGACCCCAAGAGGCACAGUAUUGCACAACUUCCGACCCUACUGAAAGCUGAUAUUGUUCCCAGUACCAGCAAUCUCCCUUAGCCGCUACCCCUCACCCUCCCUGGAUGCUGCAGCUGAUGUAAGUCCCGUGUUUUAAUGAACUGCACGCACUCGGCCGCCGACGCGCACAGAUGAACAGAGCAGCAAACGAAACGACAAAAAUAUGUGAAACAAUUCCACGGCCGCUGUUUGACGGACGGAGCAAGCGGGCCCGCGUACGCGAAUCGGCACUUAAUUAAAUGCGAACAAUAAACGCACCGCGGACCACCACGCAUGCUACUCCCUUUGACGCGAAAAAGGCGAGUGAAAUUAGCUGCCCCGAGCGUGCCGAACUGCGGCAGCGCUGAUUGCUGUCUCCGUACCGUCCCCGGCGAAAGGAUAAUCGUCCGCCGGGGGCUAUUAUUGCGUUGGGCUGGGCACGAGAUCCGUUGGCGCGUGAUGUACGAUGAGUGUGUCCCGUGCGUCCAGUGGCAACGGCGCCACACCCAUCCGGCCGGCCACUGCUUCCGGGACGCCAAUGCGAGUGUGUGAGUGUGUCUGUGUGUACAUAUGAGGUAAGCAAGUGCAAUCGACACAUGUGUGCCAGUGCUGCCAGGACAUAAAGGGAAACUCCUAGCCGGGAAAGCGAAGUGUACGAGUGUGUGUGUGUGUGUGUGUGUGUGUGUGCGGUGGUGUAAGUGAGUGGGUGAUGCGAAAGCGCACACCGAGUGAAAAUGUUCACCAGCCGCAGUGUACCACCGACAGCGCAGCCGGAAGUGAACGCGCUCCUCGGAGCAGCCACCCAACCGAUCACCCUGCCCGGUGCGCUGGCGACCGUCGCGUCCGCCCUAGCGUCGGCCGGAUCGGCCACCCUGACCUCCCUCGCCAUGGCACCGACGUCCGGUGGGCCGGAAGUGGACGGGGCAGCCGGUGGCUGGAACGGUACCGGCGACGCUACCUCCGGCGCGGCCGGCGACCACCAGCCCGUCGGGCCGGGCACCAACGCGGUCAACCUGACCGUACCCACCGCGUCAACAAUCGUAGAACCUGCCGAUCGGCUCGUCGAGCUGACGGUGCUGUGCUUGAAGAGUCUCAUCUUCGGAUCGAUCAUCAUCGGGGCUGUGCUAGGCAAUGCACUCGUUAUCAUUUCGGUGCACAAAAAUAGAAAAUUAAGAGUAAUAACCAACUACUUUGUAGUAUCAUUAGCAAUGGCGGAUAUGCUGGUAGCACUCUGUGCGAUGACAUUCAACGCAUCGGUAGAGCUGUCGGGAAGGUGGCUGUUCGGAUCGUUCAUGUGCGACGUGUGGAACAGCCUGGACGUUUACUUCUCGACGGCGAGCAUACUUCACCUUUGCUGCAUAUCGGUCGACCGAUACUUCGCCAUCGUACGUCCGCUCGAGUACCCGCUGUACAUGACGCAGCGGACCGUUUUCUUCAUGCUGGCGAACGUGUGGGUCCUGCCGGCCCUGAUCUCCUUCACGCCCAUCUUUCUCGGCUGGUACACGACGGCCGAGCAUCUGGCGGCGCUCAAGAUUAACCCGGACCUGUGUAUAUUCGUUGUAAAUAAAUCCUACGCAAUCAUUUCCAGCUCGAUCAGCUUCUGGAUACCGGGCAUCGUGAUGGUGACGAUGUACUACCGCAUCUACAAGGAAGCGGUCCGGCAGCGAAAGGCACUGAGCCGCACCAGCUCCAACAUACUGUUGAACAGCGUGCAGAUCAACAACGCGUCCAACACGCUGCACGCGAACCACCACCAUCACAACCACCACCAUCAGCAUCUGCACCACCGGAAUCACCAUUUGCGUGCGAGCGACUGCGAUCUCGGCAUCGAUAUCAAAGACAUCCAGCACGACACGCACAGCGAGCUGAGCGAUCUUGACCUGCAGGUGCCAAUAGUGCCGACGGUCGUUGCCAACACCGACGACGACUUUCUGGUUCCGUCCUCGCCGCCCCGCCGCCUGAGCCGCAGUUCGAUCGAUCUGCGCGAUCUCGAGUACAAAGGCGAGGGCAAAAUCAAAGCGUCCGACAGCGUGUCGUCCAUCUUUCCGCUGCACUACGAGAACAAUCUGCGCUACUCCGGCUCGGAACCGAUACACAUAAAAGAGGCACAGCAGCUGCAGCAGCAGCAGAAGCAACAGCCAAACGAUCAGCAGCAACGUCGCGCCUCGCGCAAAGACAGCUUCCGGCAGAUCAACUUCUUCCAGCCCUUCUUCUCGCGCAACAGUUUGCUGAAGACGUACAUCAAGGGUGGGGCAGGUGGAACGGGAGGCAGCGGCGGUGGUGGUGGUGGUGGUAGCGGUACGGUGGGUGCAGUGACGGGCAGUGCCAGCGCCAUCGCUGGCAACCAGCUGAACAACAACCGAUCGGUCGAGCGGAACAACAAAAACAACGACAACCGCUCGAACAACAACAUACUGGAUCUGAUCAAUGUGGCCUCGUCGCUGAACAAAGGAGGAGACUCGGAGAAGGAGAUGAACACGCACAAGCGGCACCAGAUAGCGGCGAGCGAGUCCGACUUUCUCACGAUGAUCGAGAAGCAGCGGCAGAAGCUGGGCAAAAACACCAACAGCCUGAAGAACUGCAACAAGGACGAGAAGGAGCUGAUGUACGCCCUGAGCGAUUCGGACUUUAGCGUCGGGCUGCAGAAGCAGCAGCAGCAGGACGAGGGAGUCGCUCGCCGGUGCUUCAAGAAUCUCGUCGGCAGUGAGGUGGCCCGGGACGGUAUCUUUAAGAUCGUGCUAAACGGCGAGGGAAAUGGUGGAGCGUCGGAGACCGGUGGUGCAUCGCCGGCAGCAGUUGGGCUGGCAGGUGGCGUCGACGGCGGUACGGAAAGCGUCAUCGGGUCCGGUACGAUGGGUACACCGGACAUCUUGAUCGGCUGCUUUGACCAUGGGUUUACGGGCUCGCGGCCCGCCCUGAACAGUCCCACCGUGAAGGAGCUGGUGGCGGACGAGGGUGCGCUGAUCAAAGCGUCCAGCCUGAAGGUGACCGACCGGGGCGACGGUACAUCCGAACCAUCGGCGGAGGGAGCGAAAGUGAUCGACCUCAUAUCGACGAUCAACGGGCCGGCCGGUGAGGACGGUGUGCGAUCGGUGAAGCCCCCGGCCGGUCCCGACAAUCAACUCUCCACCGCGCUGAACGUGUCGCUCAACGCACGCUGCAGCCCGGUCAACAUUCAGCUCAGCGAGGCGUCGACCAUCUCGCUCGAUCUGGUCGCGACGAGCCCGAAGGAGAAGCUGCCGAAGGUGCCGACGUCGGCACCGGCCACCGUCACCACGAUCGACAUCGCGAGCGAGAUGAUGAUGAUGCUGGCGGACAAUCCCGACAUCGUGAUCGACAACAGCCAUACCGGGGCGACGGUUUCGCCCACCUCGCGCACGGUCACGCCGUCGCGGGCCCCAUCGAUCAUGACGCCGUCGCCGCAGCAUCAUCCACGGCUCGGCCGCAAGCGCCAGUCCUCCACGGUGACGUACAACAUCAACGUGAUCAACUUCCAGGCGGGCGACAAUCCGGACGACGACGCGAGCUUUCAGCUGAACAACCGCAACGGCAGUGGUGGAGGCACUGCGACCGCUGGCGGACGCUCGAACAGCUCCACGAGCUCAAGCCAAAAGCAUCAGCGCCGCGGUGCCAUUUGCAUUGUGAUCAACAACGACAAUGUGGUGCACGCCAACGAUACCGACACGGACCUGGAGGAGGACGGUUGCUGCGCAACAGCAGCGCAACAGCACCGGAACUACCAACACCAACACGACCACCAACACCAGCAGCAGCAGCAGCAGCAGCAGCAACAGCAGCAUCAGCCGCAGCAACGGUACGCGAACCAGCCCGGCUGCUGCUAUGGGGGCGGGGGCCGCCACCAGGACGAUGGGUCCGGGGCGGCCUCCUGCCGGCACCACAAGUUCCGCAAGAUCAAAUGCCUCUGGAACCAUCUGAAGCGGUACGGGCUGCGGCGCUCCGGGCCCUCCGUGCAGGUGUCGUCCUGUGGCGGGGCGUGCGACUUUGGCCCACCCUCUCCCACCGUCUCGACCGGUGCCGGGGGCGCGGGAGGAAACCGGCUGGCCGUGCCCAGCCCGGUGCCGCCCGGCUGCCGGCAUUCGCGCUGCUCCAGCGUCGGAUGUGGAGAAGGUGGCACCUCGACCCGUCCCUCGAAGGGCUGGCGGGCGGAGCAUAAGGCGGCCCGGACACUCGGCAUCAUCAUGGGAGUGUUUCUGCUCUGCUGGCUGCCAUUCUUUCUCUGGUACGUCAUCACGACGCUGUGUGGCGAGGAAGCCUGCCCCUGCCCAGACGUUGUCAUCACGGUACUGUUCUGGAUCGGGUACUUCAACUCGACGCUCAAUCCGCUCAUCUACGCCUACUUCAACCGGGACUUCCGGGAAGCGUUCCGGAACACGCUCCAGUCGCUGCUGCCCUGCUUCGUUCGCCGCAGCCCGUACGGGCACAGCGUCUACUACGUGUAGUAUUAAGUGCAUACCCGUAGGCUGUAAGGAAACUUCCUCUUUCAUUUCGGCUCCAUUUUCCCUCUUUGGUUAACACACACACACACGCAUGCUAUCGUACUGCGUUGGAGGGGACGCAUACACUCGGAGAAAAGGGUGUAUUUUUUCGUAGUUUUUGUUGUUUCUGGUAUGUCCUUGCGCAAACAAAAAAACAAACAAACAAGUGAAACGUAACAAAUCCUCCUUCCCAGUGGAUCGAGUGUACCAUGCGUGAUGAAUGUUCUCAUCAAACAUUGUGCGCGCUGUACUUCUGUACUCGCGGGUAGCUUUUAUCUACUUUAUCAAUUAACAAGGUAGCAACCGUAUCCUUUCCCAUUUUCCACUUCUUCCACCGAAUCCACCCGCGCCCAGGGAACAGUGUUGAUAAGCUCUGCGGUAAGCUUUCGCUCCACAGGGUAUCAUCGCGCUGAUCGUGACUGACACUUUGUGCUGCAUAAUUGAACGGUUUUGCUCGAAGGAGGCCAGCCCAGCCCGCACCCUGCUGUGAGGUGUCACAAAUUCGAAAUGGGAAGCGAGCAACAAAACACCCGCAGCAGAAAAAAUGACAGAAAAAAAACCCGAAUGAUGUCUGCGUUGUGCUGAUUCAAAAUCGAAUUAGACAGAUGCUGCCGGGGUGGGCUCCUGUGUUUGGGGACACAUUUGGCCCUCGGCAUUGGACACGGCAAAGAAUGGCGCACCAUCGGUGGUACAGCCCGGCAUAGUACGGGGGCGAAAUUGGGUAAAAGGCGAACACUGUUUGCUCACUUCCCUGCGCGGCAGAUUGUGUCAGCUUUGAUCAAUUCGUGCGAUGCUGCCUAUGGCGGGACACAAAUAUUGACAAACAGUGUGUAUCGGAUGUGCGGGUCAGAGAGGAGGGAGGGUUGUUUGUGUGUAUCGAAAGCUUGCAAUCUUCGGUACACAAUGUUCAUUGUGUACACACACAUACAAUUACACAGACAGAGGAGGAGAGCUACGCACGGAAAGCAAACACACGGAAGGUGCAAACGCUUUCAGCGUUAUUUACCCAUCGGCUUUCGGUUCCCACCGGGCCCGGGGAAUUGGCUACCUGUUGUUGGUGAAUUUUGCUUCCGCCGUACCGGGAUCGUGAGCAACCUCGGCUGUGUUUUACGGUCAUUUGCAGGAUUUUUUUUUUUUGGUUGUGACAGGUUCCUAUGGUGGCUUGAAACCUGACGACCGAACUUGGCAGUAAGCGGAUUUUCCAUGCAACUAGAGAAGAAACGAUAUGGUUUAAGUUCGAUAUGGUGAUGUUGAUUGCACACAUUCGUAUAGACAAAAGCGUCAAGGUAUAAACGCACAAAUCGAAAUUGCAUGACUAAAAGCAACAAACAAAGCCCUGUUAACCUUAGUUAGAGACAGCUAGGUUUGCUUUUACACAUUCUAUUAGAGGAGGCAUGUAACUAUCCCUAAAAAUUUUCACCGAAACAGUUGUAGCAUCGACAGAGUUAUUUUCUCGUUUUUGUAUUGCAUUUGUUUUUCUUUCACUCGAUCCCUCGUACAAAAUGAUAUUCCCAGUGACUGUCGUCUGCGCUGCCGUUGAUGUUCCCGCUGGCGAAACCGGGCGCCCACGUACUUAGACCGCCCACUAGUGUGAAAUGUAGCAAUAAUUGUAGGUGUUAUUAAAUCCACCUCUUCCUUUGCACCUUCCGUUUCGGUAUGGUGAUGGACGAAUGAGGCAACAAAACGAGAAAAAAUACAGACGGCCCCACAGUAGAUGUAACAUUAGAUGUAACUGUUUAGCAUGCCGUUGUGUCUGACAGCAGAGGAGCGGCGACCGGUACUCGCAAUAUAUCAAAAUCUAGGCAGAAUAAAAUGAAUGAAUUUGGUAGGUGUUCAUAGGUGCACAGGCAAGGAUGCGGAUUUUUUUGUGUCACUAACGAAAAACGAUUCGAUGAUAGCGAUCAAGCUGUUAGGUAAUAUACUAUAAAAUUUAAAAGAAAGCUUCGUUUCAUUCUACACCAAACAGUACCGUGUGAGCUUUUUGAAAGCAGUAGUGCUGAAAUGUUUCACAGCGGAUAUAUCGUUUCAUGCCGUUUCAUUUAUUGAAAUGUUUCAUUCUACGAACAGAAUCAUCUUUCUGCCGUUGAAAGCCUGCUAGCUGUUCGUGAUUUAGUACAAAGCUUUGUAAAGAAAGGUGUUGAUUUGGACUCGAUUAUUUGUUUUAUUACUAGUUAAACUGAACUGUGAAUUAUGUUUUGCGUGAAUGUUGUAUUUUUAUGUGACAAUUUUGAGGUUCGUAUUUGAGAUGCAUUUAUCCUGCGGAAAUUAUGCAUUAAUGCCGAUUAAGCGUCAGUUGUUUAGAAACACAAGAUGGAUCAAUGUUCAAUGUUUUCCAUUAGGGAACAACAAUGUUAACUCAUUUAUUUUACAACAGCAAUCCAAAACCGACAAUCCACCGCAUUAAGGUCGCAAUGUGUACAGCUAAGGAAUAAGUUUCAAAAGGUCAGGCUGGAGCUGUCCCUUAACAGGAGCUAAGUUUUGUGAUAUUUUGUUGUUCUAUUGUGCAAAACAUAGCAAGCAGAGUUAGCCAAGCAAACGACAGUAAUGUGUGUUAGUUGUGAAUACACGUAGCGUACAGAAGCUAUGUACGGAACAAUUAGUUUCCUCCCAAAAAACGGUUGAAUAAUAUACAGAAGCAGGUAGGGCGAUGUAGGAAUAACAUAGCUGAAUCAAUUUCACCACACUAGUACUGGUUACAAACUUUCAAGUGAGAUAAUUCCUAGCUUAAACAAUGAACAACGGGUAAUUUAAACAUUCCGCACUGCUUAAUGAUGGCGUUGAUUAAUAACAACAAUAUUAGUUUGUGAGUGUGUUUGUGUGCGUGAAAUGUUUUGUAUAUAGUGUAGCAAUGUAUGCGGAUGACCUUGGCUAGAUACGUAUAUUGCGGUUAAAGAGGGUUAAACAGAAACAGAGCGAAUGUCAAGGUUGUUUUUCACGUUAUAUUAGCUGACCAGUCAGUAAGUUGAAGGUCAACACCAUUCAGCAGAUGACUUUGGGAGCCUAUACACAUUAGUUACAUGCUACUGAUGAACAAAUUAGUCUGCAAGAUGUUAAACUAACAACCCGUACUGUUAACUAUAUUACAUGCUGUGGUUGCUGCUAAAGUGCCACAGUGAAACCAUAUCCCCGCCCUUCGCACAAGAAUACAAAACCGAUAUUAAUGCAACAAAAGGCAACUGAUGAUUCACACACCUAGUUAACGACGAUGGAUCGCUGUUUGGUGUAUAUGUUGAUUUUGUAUGUGUAAGUGUGUGUGUAUAUGCGUGUAUCUUUGUGUGCAUGUGUGUGUGUGAGUUGUGUAUUUAUGACGAGUGGGAUAGAGCAGACGCUAGCCGACUCCCGUAGUGUAGUAUUGUGGAGAAGCUUUUUGGAAAUUAUUUUAAUGACAAACUAUUUGUAAGGAUUUUCUGCGCCAAUCCGAAUUUGAUUUCCGAAUAGAUGAUUUCAAAACAUACAUUUAUUUCAAAAAUGAACGUUUCGUUGUGCGCCCUCGCUAAAGGCAAUACUGAAUAAAAAAAAUUAAACUCUGCUCUGGUUUGCGUCUGCGGCGGAGGGAAAUUGUAGUUUGCUGUAUAUCGAAAUUGCUGUGUGUGAUGGAAACAAAAAUAUAGAAAACACUCAACAGCAAAUCUGAUUUGAAAGGUUACGGAAAAUCGUCUGCAUGAGCACCGAUAGACCUGCUAUCGUAUCGUAUCUCUGUACCGUACACAGGCUCUCCCAAAAUAACAAUAAACACCCACAGCAACCAUGAAUAAAGACUGUCGAAAAUAGUAACCAAAA